UUUGCCCUGUCCUGCUAUUUCCAUCAUCGAUCAUAUAGCUUUCAGUUGUGAUUAUCGACAGGUGCGGUAUUGUUGAAGAAAGUACAAUUUUCAUUAGUUUAUUGACGUGAAUCAACGCACGACCGACCUAAAUGUUAUAAAAAUCAUCGUACAAGUUCAUUGCAAUAUAUGUACAUCCCUCGUUAAACGACAAGUGUAUGGGUGUUUAUAUAUGUACAUGUAGGUGCGUGUGUGUGUGUGUGUGUGUGUGAGUGUGCAUGCAAACUAAUGUGGUUGUGUAGGUGCUGUUUAGUGAAAGAAAAUUAGUUUUUCGUCUAUCUCUCGUGUGUUUAUUGAUUUCUUGACGGAAUCAUAUUUUGUAAAAUCUUCGGUCCAAAAAGUGCUAAGUAGCUAUCGCGGACCAUCGAAUCACAUUGUGCAAACACAACUUAGCCACUGUCUGCAACGAUUUGAGAAGUUUUACUUGAACAAUAGCAACACCAGUAAACAUUCACAAUGACACAAAUGGCUCAGGAAGAGAUUGUCUCGAAUACCAAAACGGUAAUGCAGGGCCUAGAAGCACUCCGCGUGGAGCAUGUCACACUAAUGAAUAACUUAGCGGAGGGCAGCAAAACCGAUCCAGAUAAAAUGGAAAUCGUAAAGAAAAAUAUGGAGAAUAUCGAGCUCGGUCUUAGCGAAGCGCAAGUCAUCGUGAUGCUGUUUGCUCAUCUGCAAAACAUCGAAGCCGAAAAGCAAAAAUUACGAACGCAAGUGAAACGGCUGUGUCAGGAAAAUGUAUGGUUGCGUGACGAGCUGGCCAUCACGCAGCAAAAGCUGCAGGCAUCGGAACAAAGCGUUGCACAGUUGGAAGAAGAGAAGAAACAUCUAGAGUUUAUGGCGUCAGUGAAAAAAUACGAUGAAAUACAAGAAAAUGAAGAUAAUUUGGAAAAGUCUCGCACCGAUCCGGUGGUGGAACUGUUUCCGGAGGAUGAAGCCGAAGAACGCAACAACAUGUCACCAACGCCACCGAAUCAAUUUGCUAAUCAUGCAAAUGCAGGCUACGAAAUACCGGCCAGAUUGCGAACGCUACACAAUCUGGUGAUACAGUACGCAUCGCAGGGACGGUACGAAGUGGCCGUACCGUUGUGUAAGCAAGCACUGGAAGAUCUCGAGAAAACAAGUGGGCAUGAUCAUCCAGAUGUGGCCACAAUGUUGAACAUUUUGGCGUUAGUUUACAGAGAUCAGAACAAGUAUAAGGAGGCAGCCAAUCUACUGAACGAUGCUCUUACGAUUCGCGAGAAAACUCUUGGGGAAAAUCAUCCGGCCGUAGCUGCUACGUUAAACAAUUUAGCCGUUUUGUAUGGUAAACGGGGCAAAUACAAAGAUGCGGAACCGCUUUGCAAACGAGCGCUAGAAAUUCGUGAGAAUGUGCUCGGCAAAUCGCAUCCCGACGUGGCCAAGCAAUUGAACAACUUAGCACUGCUUUGCCAGAACCAGGCAAAGUAUGAAGAAGUGGAAAUGUAUUACAAGCGAGCCUUGGAAAUUUACGAGAUGAAGCUAGGUGGAGAUGAUCCGAAUGUCGCGAAAACUCUCAACAAUCUUGCCAGUUGCUACUUGAAACAAGGCAAAUACAAGGAAGCAGAAAUGCUAUACAAAGAGGUGCUAACGCGAGCACACGAGCGGGAAUUUGGUGCAAUUAAUGGUGAAAACAAACCAAUAUGGCAGGUGGCCGAAGAGCGCGAGGAGAACAAACUGAAGAAUCGAGAAAAUACACCGUACGGCGAAUAUGGUGGAUGGCAUAAGGCCGCGAAGGUGGACUCGCCCACCGUUACUACGACCUUGAAAAAUCUCGGUGCUCUAUAUAGAAGACAGGGCAAGUACGAAGCCGCAGACACGUUGGAAGAUUGUGCUCUACGAAGCAAGAAAGAGGCAUUGGAUUUGGUGAAACAGUCGAAAGUGCUCGGUGUAUCGGACGAUAACAAGCGCCAGAAGAGCGGCAACAGCAAAGAUGAUAAUGAUGAUCACAACAAACGUGUGCACAAAUAAUUGGUGUUGCGCGCUGACACUGCACAUUUUAAAUGCUAAUAUAACAGAACGAUUUAUAAUAGCCGGUUUAAACAUUAAGCAAAGUGACAGAAUACUUAGCAGUUAACAGUACGCUGAAGAAGGUGCAGCAAUUUUCCAUUCCCAAAAGCUGAUGGACCUUCAGUCCAACAUCUCAGUGGUCGCUUAUUCAUGUUACUAGUGUUUUAUAGUUUUGUUUUUCUUUUCGUUUUGUAUUUCAAAUAAUUUCGAAAACCACAUCAAUUUCUAUUAGUUUCUUUUUGUAUCAUCCUCUCUCGUUCUCUCCACUUGUCUCAUUAUUUCUCCAUAAUGAAUUGUCAAUGAGUACUAUUUUUAAAAAUGUUGAAAUUUAUGCAUCAAAUUUCAAGCAAGAAACAAAACUUUUAAACACGUUAAUUGCACGACAACAUCCAUUUGGUCCACACGCUUUUCAGAUCAGCACAGAUCGAUUGAUUAGGCGUGGAUGGAUAAUCUUCAUAAUCAUGUUUUUUUUCAGGUAGAAGAUACUUCUAAUGAGCGAUUGUGGUUUUAUUAUGCUUAAGUAAGCACUAAACACUUUGUUGUAGUUUGAAAUGCUAACAAGCUACAAGUAAAACUAUAUCCGCAGGAAAAUAAAAAAAAUAAAUGCAAAUAAACGGUUCCCAUUAAUUUAAAAAUUAUCUUUCGGAAAUUGAACGAGAACAAGCAAAAAUAAUCUCAAGAUAGGAAUGAUUCUGUUGAAAAGAAAACAAAUAUAAAAAAAAGAGACAUUUCGAGAAACAGGGAGAGAAUGAUAGGGGAUGAAUAAAAAAGAGCGGGAAUCUGAUAUUUUGGAAGAAAUUGUUCUAUUUAUCAAACAUGACGCAGAAGAGCAAAGCAGAUAGAUAACUACGCUUUUGAUAAUAAAAAAAAUGCAUACCGAUUAUUUAAUCAUUUCCAAAGUAAUCUGUAAGACAUAGAAAUGCGUAUAAAA
This is a messenger RNA of Anopheles merus, 2995 nucleotides long. Its product is annotated as kinesin light chain-like. Gene Ontology annotation, cellular component: cytoplasm; membrane-bounded organelle; kinesin complex. Gene Ontology annotation, biological process: microtubule-based movement. Bases 496 to 2025 code for a protein of 509 amino acids. The transcript has 6 exons. The record is from RefSeq and is a predicted model, not a curated record. NCBI's taxonomy places the organism in Eukaryota, Metazoa, Arthropoda, Insecta, Diptera, Culicidae. Gene Ontology annotation, molecular function: kinesin binding.